Molecule: messenger RNA, 1057 nt
Organism: Linum tenue
Lineage: Eukaryota; Viridiplantae; Streptophyta; Magnoliopsida; Malpighiales; Linaceae
Source: the annotation of a GenBank genome assembly
UAUAUCGCACCCCCACAAAACCCUAAUACUGAAACAGCAAGCAGCCGUUCCCCAGAGCAAAUCCUAGGGUAGUGAAGAAAGGGAGAAAGCCGCUCGCCCUGUAGGUGAGACGCCAUGAAGCAUAACAAUGUUAUCCCUAAUGGUCACUUCAAGAAGCACUGGCAGAACUAUGUCAAGACAUGGUUCAAUCAGCCGGCGAGGAAGACCCGCAGACGCGCUGCUCGUCAGGAGAAGGCAGUGAAGAUCUUCCCUAGGCCUACUGCUGGACCUCUUCGGCCAAUUGUCCAUGGGCAGACAUUGAAGUACAACAUGAAGUUGAAGGCUGGGAGAGGGUUCACUCUCGAGGAGCUCAAGGCUGCUGGGAUCCCGAAGAAGCUAGCACCAACCAUUGGAAUUGCUGUUGAUCACCGCAGGAAGAACAGGUCCCUUGAGGGUAUGCAGGUCAAUGUUCAGAGGCUGAAGACUUACAAGGCCAAGUUGGUUGUCUUCCCAAGGCGUCCUGGCAAAGCCAAGGCUGGCGAUUCUGCUCCUGAGGAAAUGGCUACUGCUACUCAAGUCCAGGGAGAGUUCAUGCCGAUUGCACGCGAGACUCCAUCGGUUGAGCUUGUGAAGAUUACUGGUGACAUGAAGUCAUUCAAGGCCUAUGACAAGCUCAGACUCGAGCGGACCAACCAGCGUCACUAUGGUGUUAGACUGAAGAAGGCUGAGGAGGCUGCCAAGGAAGAGAAAAAGUAAAAAGAGAAUAGUAGUAUGGUCCCCGUUUUGGUAUUGCAUUUUAGCUGCCAGUUUUUCGAGAUAGAGACUUUGUUAUGGAUUCUGUUUUGCAAAGCUGAUCAAUCUGUUUUUGUUUGCUCAUACAUUAUCGUUGGAUUGGCGAGAAGAUUUUAUAAUGUGGGAUUGGAUGUUUUGUUUCUGUGUUAUGUAUUUUGCUUUUAAAAGCCUUUCGAGAAUGGAGGUUAUAUUGUGGAAGUUGUUUCAGUAAUAAGGCCGGAGUAUGGUAUAUAGCUCGUCUUGUUUAGGAGUUAUUUGAUUGUGUUGUUGGGUUCGUUGUUUAUUA